Lodderomyces jiufengensis is the source of this 1374-nucleotide messenger RNA. RefSeq lists its product as uncharacterized. Lineage: Eukaryota; Fungi; Ascomycota; Pichiomycetes; Serinales; Debaryomycetaceae. Gene Ontology annotation, biological process: transcription by RNA polymerase II. The record is from RefSeq and is a predicted model, not a curated record. The coding region runs from base 1 to 1374 and encodes 457 amino acids. Gene Ontology annotation, cellular component: nucleus. The transcript has a single exon.
AUGGAUUUUGUUGGAGAAAUAGUUGAACACGAAAUUGAGGCUCCAGAACCACCAAACGCAAACGUCUCACUAACUGGGUUCCCAGAUGCUAAAUCAAAAGAUGGUCAAAAGAUUUCGAGAUGGAAAUUAAAGAGCAAAUUAGACAAACCUGAAAAAGCAGAUUCACAACCAAAAGAACAAAUUCAAGAUGAUCCAGAGCAAAAUCUUUCUGAGGCGGAAAAAAUUGAUAGAGAGAAUAAGGAAAGACUAUCUAGAAUGUCUGAAAGUGAAAUACUAGCGGAGCAACAAGAACUUUUGAAAAAUUUAAACCCUAAAUUGGUUCAAAGUCUAAUAAAUAGAUCAAAGAAAAGAGAAGAGGCAAAUGAGAGAAAGAAAAGUCUAGAUCACAAAGAUCACAACCAUAGUCAUGAUCAUCAUCAACAUGCAGAGGGUUAUAAUGGAUGGAUUGGAGAGAUGAAAACAAAUAAAGGAAUAACAGAUUUGUCUCAAUUAAAUAAAGAAGAUGUAAAUAAAGCACUAGGUAUAUCUGAUAAGAAAGUCAAAUUUGAUGAUGAUAACGUUAAAACAAUAAAUUAUGAAGAUUUAGAUGAUAAUAUGGAAUUGGAUCCAAAUGGAUGGGAAGAUGUAACAGAUGUAAAUCAAUUAAUGAAUUCAAAUGCAGUAGCACCUGAAGGCUAUCAAUUAAAUAAUGAUGAUGAAGAGGAUGAAGAACCAAAUGAUACAGUACAUUUUACAAAACCUAAAAAUGAAGAUAUAGAUUUAGAUGAUCCAAAAUUUUUCGAUAAAUUACAUGAAAAGUAUUAUCCAGAUUUACCUAAAGAAACAGAAAAAUUAUCAUGGAUGACAAAACCACUACCGGCUCAGGUAUCAACAACGUAUGAAAGUAUAUCAGAUAUGAGAUUCGACUUUAAAGGAAAUUUGAUACAAAUCAGUAUAAAUGAAGAAACUGAAGACUCAAAGGGAGUCCCAACUUAUUUAGGUUUACAUCAUCAUUCAGAAAAUCCUCAAUUAGCAGGUUAUACUUUAAGUGAAUUAACUCAUUUAUCAAGAUCAGUUUUACCAGGUCAGAGAUGUUUAAGUAUACAAACAUUAGGAAGAAUACUACAUAAACUAGGUAAACAUGAAUUUAAUAUUCUACCUAUUACUGAAGAAGAAGAGAAUCAAGAUAUCAAAAAUAUGAUAAGUACAUUUGAAAAAAUGAUGUGGGAUUUAAUUGAUGAACUAAGAAUUGUUGAAUCCUUGGAGGAAGCUGCUGAUGAGAAGAAAACUAAAAAUUUGUCAGUCAGAAAUUAUGCUAUCGAAGCAUUAUGGCUUUUAAAAACCGGUGGAGGUAGACCGAAACAAAGUGAGGAUACUGUUAUAGAAAUUAUGUAA